Cyprinodon variegatus (sheepshead minnow) is the source of this 2978-nucleotide messenger RNA. RefSeq names its product increased sodium tolerance 1 homolog (yeast) (gene ist1). Gene Ontology annotation, biological process: protein transport. NCBI's taxonomy places the organism in Eukaryota, Metazoa, Chordata, Actinopteri, Cyprinodontiformes, Cyprinodontidae. The coding region runs from base 141 to 1199 and encodes 352 amino acids. The record is from RefSeq and is a predicted model, not a curated record. The transcript has 10 exons.
UCGCGACCCCGCCUCUAAGGUAAAAUCCCAUGACGUAAACCCUAACCAUUACGGAAGUGAACCAGGCGACGAAACUAACAAAUCCAAACAAGUGGCGUGUGUUUUCUUGACUAACGGGUACUGAUUUCCAGAUUGUCGUCAUGUUGGGAGGAGGAUUCAAAGGAGAGAGGCUCAGAGUUAACCUCCGCCUGGUCAUAAACAGACUUAAACUCCUAGAAAAGAAGAAAUCUGAGCUCGCCCAAAAGGCAAGGAAGGAGAUUGCAGAUUACCUGUCCUCUGGUAAAGAUGAGCGGGCCCGGAUUCGUGUUGAGCACAUCAUCAGAGAGGACUACCUGGUUGAAGCCAUGGAGAUCCUGGAGCUUUACUGUGACUUGUUGCUCACUCGUUUCGGACUUAUCCAGUCCAUGAAGGAACUAGAUCCGGGCUUGCAAGAGGCAGUGUCUACGCUCAUCUGGGCAGCACCACGCCUGCAGUCAGAGGUGAACGAACUGAAGAUUGUUUCUGAACAGCUCUGUGCGAAAUACAGCAAGGAGUAUGGCAAGCUGUGCAGGACAAACCAGAUCGGCACAGUCAAUGACAGGCUGAUGCACAAACUGAGUGUGGAGGCCCCUCCCAAGAUCUUAGUGGAGCGUUAUCUGAUAGAGAUUGCCAAGAACUAUAAUGUGCCAUAUGAGCCUGACGCCAUGGUCCGGCCUGAAGUGUGUCCCGGAGAAGAGGCAGACCUCAUUGAUGUGAAUGCAGACAGGAAGAAUGGAGGUGGAGGAGGAGGUGGUGGAGGAGGUUUCUCUGCUCCUCCUGCCACAGCUAUGCAUAUGCCCAUGCCUAUGCCAAUGCCCAUGCCCAUGCCAUCAGCGUUUAACUACCCACCUCCAAAAGGAGCCGAACCUUAUAACCCUUCAGUUGGAACCUACAACAGCUUCCCGCCCCCAGGGGUAGGAGGGCAGCCCCCUCAGCUGCCUACUUCUCCCCCCACCUACGAGUCUAUCGAUGACCUCAAUGAAAAACCCUCUGUUCCCUCUCAGACUGUAGGUCCUUCUCCUGCACCUCGUCGCUCGUAUGACCACAACAAUCUACCAGAACUUCCCUCCGUUCCAGACACACUCCCAACCUCCUCCAUUGGUGGACACACCACUAACUCUGAUGACAUCGACUUUGACGAUUUGACACGACGUUUCGAGGAGCUGAAAAAGAAGACCUAAUAUGUAACACAAUUGAUCUGUUUUCUUUUUGUUUUGUUUUUUUCGCUCACAGGCCUGUGUCAUCACUUACACAAGCCAGAACAUUAAAUUGGGCAAAUGGUUAAGGUUUUGAAUCAGAUUUGGGUAGUUCUCCUCCAUCCCCUAAUCCUUAUAAAGCAAUUUUACAAAGAUUUUAAAAGAAAAUAUACAUAUAUUCUUACCUCCUUUACACAAGUACGACCUACUAACUGAAGGUGUGGAUGCUCACCCACCAACACCGUCUGCUAGGAAAUGUCUUCUCUCUUUCUGGAUGCGAAUGCUACAUGAUUUUUUUUCCCCAUUUUAAAUUGCAACAAAUAUUUAAACCUAUAUAUAUUCUGAAUUACAUUCAUGUGAAAACUGAGCCCCUUCCACUUGUUUCCAUUCAAAUACACACUGUCUUAACUAGCCUGAACAAUUAAAUUACUUAAAACUAGAUUUCAUUUGUUUUUCAUGUGGUUUCAUGUUUGACUAACAUUUACGGUCCCUGGCUUGGUUGACUCUUCAGCAUGAGCAGUCAAACAAGCCCGACAGGUUUCCCCACUGUGACAAGAUGCAUUUAAUAACAUAUCCUCUCACUAUAGGUUCUUGCACUCAGCAGUUAAAGCAACUAAACACAGACAAAAGCCUUUUAUCUACAGUGUGCUGUGCAGUCUGUGUAGUUUUCCUGCUUUUGAACUAAGGUUGUCUGAUCUGCAACCCACACUGAGCUACUUUAAUACCUGGAAAAAAGUGUGUUGCCUUGAGAAAAAAGUUGGAAAAUGUUGAAACCCAUGAAUCAGUGAAUCAGAUUUUGUCGUAAAAAAUACAAUACCUCCCAAAAAAAAAACAUUUUCAUUGAUGUAGAUAAUAACUUUCUCAACUAAUUUAUCAGGACAUCAAAAGACAUUUGGCAGCAGGCUCAUUGCUUAUUAUUUGAAGAGUACGUUUCUAAUCAAUCCCUCUGAAAAAUACCUCCCUGAAUGCCAGUUUUACCAAAUGCUUGUACUUUUAAGAUGUAUGAUUACCUAAUUCAAAAGCACUCCUUUCUUCGAACCCAUCGGAUAUGACUGGAUGUGGUGUUUUACCCCAGCAGUGAUCGUUUUAUGUUGUCUCCUGGAAUGUGUGCAGGCGUCUUAUACUGUGUGCACUGCUGCAUUUGCCUUAGCUGUUGUAUUUCAUCUGAGGCCUUGCCAGUCUGUGAAUGGACUAAACAAUUGUCACCCAUCAAGACUGGAGUCAUGUUACCUGUGUUGAGUGUUUGUUUGCUUUUAUGUAACAAAUGAAAAGUAUUCUUUCUUAAAUUACAAGAUAAAAUCAUACUUUUAUUAAAUUAGAAUCUGCUCUGUCUAGAGGAAUGGGGUUCAUUUUGAAAAUGUAAAAUGGGUUGAGGGUUUUAUCUUUGUGCAGACGUGACGCAUCGCUGUAACCUUACCACACCCGGCUCUGGUUACAUGGCACAGGAACGGCGGCCUUGUCAAUGAUGAUUCAGCAGUUUCUGGAGAUACAAAGAAUGGCUUUCAGUCUGGAUUGUAAACACUGUUAUUUCCAAUUAAUAUGUUUUGUAGGAUAUAAAAUGAGAUCGACACUACAGAGCUGUGAUCUGCUCCGUAUUUUUUUUUUUUUAUGUUCAACGUCUUAUUAAAUGCUUAUGACAUUUAUGCUUAUACUGUUUAUGUCAUUCUGUUUCUUUAGGCACAGCAAUGUGUCAGGUUGAACGAGUUUAGCAGUUUCUUUCCACAAUGUAUGCUAAUAUGAACAUUUAAUAAAAGACUAUUUGGA